Messenger RNA from Exophiala xenobiotica, 513 nucleotides. RefSeq lists its product as uncharacterized. The coding region runs from base 1 to 513 and encodes 170 amino acids. The record is from RefSeq and is a predicted model, not a curated record. The transcript has 2 exons. Lineage: Eukaryota; Fungi; Ascomycota; Eurotiomycetes; Chaetothyriales; Herpotrichiellaceae.
AUGGCUGAUCAGGAAAAGAGGCUACAGGUGGGAGUAGACAGAAUGGAUAAGGAGCUGACAAUAUCAUGCUUCUGGCCCGGUGCCAUUGACGUUCAUCUGGGCAAAUUUGGCAAUCUCCACACAGGCACAGCUCAGGACUUCUUUGAUCAAGAAUGGGAAGGAUUCAAAGAGUUCACCGCAUCUCAACACUAUAUCUGCAAUCAUUUGUACGAGGUCGACGGAGACAAAGCAUUUGCCGAAACCUAUCAGUUCUCGUUCUACUGGAAGAAGCCUGGCGAUGAACCAACUCGCAACGUCCAGAAUUCGAACCGCUAUGUUGACCGCUUCGAGAAGCGUGAUGGCGAAUGGCGCAUUAUCCAUCGGACCUUCAUUAGGAAUUUCACUCUGCCUAUUCACCCUGUGGGAUUUCCCACCGUGGAAAAUGGAUGGCCCUCACUCUCCCAGAGCAGGAACGAUCUGGCUUACAGUGGUGUCAAUGGAGUGAUUUACUGGAGAUCCACAAAAUUGACAUGA